This is a messenger RNA of Carassius auratus (goldfish), 2570 nucleotides long. Its product is annotated as ras-related protein Rab-6B-like. Lineage: Eukaryota; Metazoa; Chordata; Actinopteri; Cypriniformes; Cyprinidae. The transcript has 8 exons. Gene Ontology annotation, molecular function: GTPase activity; GTP binding. The record is from RefSeq and is a predicted model, not a curated record. The coding region runs from base 135 to 770 and encodes 211 amino acids.
CUAGGAGGCGCUGUCACUCAGGAAUCAGCAGCUGUCCUCGGCGCUCCGUCACAGGACUGUACUGUGUGUGUCCUUCGUCCGCGCACAGCAAAUAAGAAUAUUUAUAUAGUUUUUGUUUAUUGUACUCGAUAAAUAUGUCUACUACGACCGGUGGCGGAGAGUUUGGCAACCCUCUGCGGAAAUUUAAGCUGGUUUUCUUGGGCGAGCAAAGCGUCGGCAAAACUUCACUUAUCACGAGGUUUAUGUAUGACAGCUUCGAUAAUACCUAUCAGGCAACUAUUGGGAUAGACUUUCUGUCAAAAACCAUGUACUUGGAAGACCGCACGGUUCGGCUCCAGCUGUGGGACACUGCAGGGCAGGAGCGCUUCCGCAGCCUCAUUCCCAGCUACAUCCGAGACUCCACUAUUGCUGUGGUGGUCUAUGACAUCACCAAUCUCAACUCUUUCCAGCAAACCUCAAAGUGGAUAGAUGAUGUCAGAACAGAGCGAGGAAGUGAUGUAAUUAUCAUGUUGGUUGGCAACAAGACAGACCUGGCUGAUAAAAGACAGAUUACCACGGAGGAGGGCGAGCAGAGGGCUAAGGAACUGAAUGUCAUGUUCAUUGAAACCAGCGCAAAGACUGGCUACAAUGUCAAACAGCUGUUUCGUCGUGUUGCUGCUGCUUUGCCUGGAAUGGAUAGUACACCAGAGAAAAGCAAAGAGGACAUGAUCGACAUCAAACUGGAGAAGCCUCCGGAGCUGCCUGUUACCGAGAGCAGCUGCUCAUGCUAGUAACCCCCCCCCCCCCCCCUCCCGUCCCCUUCACACACGAACAGCUUGCCUCUCAGUGGUCACUCGCUCCUCUCACGGCCCCAUUCAUGAGCAGAGAACCUAUUCUUUCUUUUCGACCCAAGUGACUUUUCAGAGUAACCGUGUGGGUGUGCUAUUACUCUGUAUUAAAAUGGAUUCCAAAAAUACAUAUAUUAAUGGGAAAAAAGUCAAAUGACAGCAUAGAUUAAAUGCUAAAACCAUUCAGAUUCUCAUCUGUGGUAGCUGCAUGGCGUUUAUAUGGGAUUGCAGACUGAUAUACACUUGUGUGCUCUUGAGUUUUCACACAUCAGAGCUGUCAUAAUCGUUGUGAAGUUACCAUGUUCCAGAGCUGGGGCUGAUGUCAUCGUUUUAAGUCUUUUAUAAUUUCUCUGGAGGAAAAGCUUGACAUUAUUGCAUUGAGAGGCUGUAGUCUUGUGUUACUGAUUCAUGCUGUUACUGGAUUUUUUUUUUACAUGAACAUUACACACUAUUUUGUUAGUGUUUUUUGGUUAUUUAAAGAAAGAUACAGAAGGAAUUUAUUUUGAAACUGUUGUGAAAUAUCUUGGACACAAUAUUCUGUAUAAUUGGUAUUUGGGACCAGAUAUCAUUUAAAGGUCUUUUUGUUUCAGGAAUUACACGUUUGGCCAAAAAAUGUUUUUUUUGUGUGUUUUUUGUUGUUGUUUUGACAAGCAUUAUUCUGGACAGGCCAAUUUUAUACAGGAAUUUUCAGAGGGUUGCAUGGAUGUAGAAUGAGCUAUGGGGGAAAAAUAGGAUUUAAUGUUCUGAGAAAAGGGAAAUUGCUUUGUAAACAUUUAAUUUCGUGGAAACUCAAAACCUGAGAUAUUGAAUGACUUCUCCACGACUGCAGUUACAAAACCUAAGGUUAAUUGUAAAAACGUGUAUGUACUAACAAAACUAUCGUAACACAUCACUCUGAGCUUAGAUAUGGAAAGCAGUUCACACUAAUUCCACUCCUUUUCUGUCUUGUUUUUGCUGCGCAAGUGUAGAAACAGCAUGCAGUUUAGAGACGGUCUAACACAAAAUGCCUUGCUUGUUUUGUUGUCAUAGUGCACCAGUUCGGGCCACAGCGCUGUGGUUUGCGUGAGCCUAUUAACAUUGCAUAGAGCUAAUGAGGUUUUGUUAAAUGGGAUAUUUAUAUUUCUUCCUUCAACACGGCUAUUGCUUAGUGUACAGACACGUCUUGGUAUUGCUCGUCGUAAGACUGGUGGUUUCAUGUGUUUAUUUAUUAUCUCACUAGUUUGUGAAACAGUGUGUCGUAUGCUUGACUGGAAUGGCAGUUCGCAGUGUGUGGGAAUCAAAGGUUGAUGUAAAAUUUGCAUUGCUGCCUUGCUACUGUAUCACAAAGACCUAGUCUUGGUCACAUUAAAGACUGUCAUGCUCCAUCUGUAAUGCUGGGUUUCAACAGUUUAACUCAAAUGGGCUUUUAUUUCCUAGAGAGGUAUCAGCGAACCCCCCAGCACAGUCACUUUUCCUCUCAUACAACUGUAAACCGACAGAUCCUGUCAUCACGAAGACUAAAAAAAGGGCAAUUAAGUGUGUUUGAAACAUUAACAUUUAAUAUGGUUUGAUAUAAAGCGUGAAAACCCUCCUGAAGAGCUCUAUCACUAUUCUGAAGUGUGCUGGUCUGUUUGAAAUACGCUGUCUACUAGUGUUUAGCAAAGUUUGUGUGAACAAAAUACUAUUAUUAUAUGCUGUAAAAAAAACGGAAGGUCAAGGAGACACCAAAAUGUAUCACAUGAAUAAAGAUAUUUCACCAAAUUU